Molecule: messenger RNA, 666 nt
Organism: Culicoides brevitarsis
Lineage: Eukaryota; Metazoa; Arthropoda; Insecta; Diptera; Ceratopogonidae
Product: probable cytochrome P450 313a4
Exons: 2
Coding region: 1-666 (221 amino acids)
Molecular function (GO): oxidoreductase activity, acting on paired donors, with incorporation or reduction of molecular oxygen; heme binding; iron ion binding
Source: RefSeq, a predicted model, not a curated record
AUGAAAGUGAAUGGCAAACACUUGAGUGAUAUACAAAUCAUUGAAAAUCUAACAAAUAUUCUUGUUGGAGGUUUCGAAACAACAGCAUCUGCUUUAGGAUAUUGUCUCUUAGCACUUGCAAUGCAUCCAGAGAUUCAAGAAAAAUGUUUUGAUGAGCUUAUAAAAAAGUUUCCAGACGAAAAAAUGGAACUAACUCCCGAAAACAUAAAAAAACUCACAUAUUUGGACAUGGUUAUAAAAGAAACAAUGCGUCUUUUCCCUCCGAUUCCUGUUUCGGCACGACAAAAUAUGUCGGAUCUCGAUGUCGGAGACUACGUUUUUCCGAAAGAUACCAUUUUGGUUUUGAAUAUUUUUAAACUUCACAGAGAUAAAGAAUUAUGGGGAGACGAUUGUCUUCAAUUCAAUCCUGAACACUUCAGUCCUGAAAAUAUUGCAAAAAGACAUAUUUUCGCCUUCUUACCAUUUACAGCAGGCAACCGAAAUUGUAUUGGAGGUAGAUAUGCUUUAACUUCCCUAAAAGUUGGAUUGGCUCAUAUUCUGCGACAAUACAAAUUUUCAACGCCGUUAAAAAUGAACGACCUUGUGUUCAAACUAAGCAUAACAUUGAAAAUCACAAAUGGAUUCAUGGUACAAUUGAGCAAGAGAACGAAAGAUGAACACGUUUAA